This is a messenger RNA of Cydia amplana, 3273 nucleotides long. RefSeq lists its product as uncharacterized. Lineage: Eukaryota; Metazoa; Arthropoda; Insecta; Lepidoptera; Tortricidae. The transcript is spliced from 3 exons. The record is from RefSeq and is a predicted model, not a curated record. Bases 1 to 3273 code for a protein of 1090 amino acids.
AUGUCGCUUACCGAAGAAAAAAUAGGGCCUAAUAUUAAGUUAUUAGAAGCUAAAAUUCAGGCGUAUUUCGGUAGAUUACAAGGUGUCUAUGACUUGUCGUCGCACGUCGGGACAGCCAAGACGCAAGAACGGUUUAUGUCGCAAUCGGCGAACGUAGAUGUACUACGUUCGGAAUUUAAUAACCUGGUAGAACAGCUUAAUGCUGCUCGUAUGCAAGCUGAUGAAGAGUACGUACCGUCGUUUCAAACAUGGGAAGCUUUUGAGGAAAUGUUUUCGCAUAUUCAACAUGUCAUAAAACAAUUGACGCCCGGCAAGUCCGAUGGGGCGCUGGCGCCAGUGGCCUCGCCGGCGCAUUUUAAACCAAAUUUAAAGCUCCCUCCCAUUGUUCUUCAGACGUUUGAUGGCGAUCAAAAGAAAUUCGCUUCAUUUCUCGAGUGCUUCAAUAGUACGGUGCAUCGUAAUGCGGCCCUUACGGAUGCGGAAAGAGUAUUUUACCUGUGUGGUCAACUCUCGGGUAAGGCAUUAGCAACAAUAGCCGGAAUUGUUCCUUGUGGUGAAAACUAUAAAUUGAUUUACGAUACGCUGGUGGACAAAUAUGAAGAUGUGAGGUUGUUAGGUACGUCGUAUUUGGACGAAUUGUUUAAUUUUAAAGCGUUAGAAUCGCCGUCCGCGAAAGGUUUAAACGACUUUGUAGAUUGUUUCGUAACCUCUGCCGCGGCCUUCGAUAAACUGGAAAUAUCGGAUAAGAAAGAGUUCAUUUUCUUAUACCUAGCGUUAAAGAAAAUCGAUCCCGAAACCGGCCGUAUGUUCGAAAAUUCCGUGCGUUCAGAGAAGCUGCCUAAAUACGCUAGCUUUCUUACGUUCAUUAAGGAACAAGCCAAAAUAUUGGAACGUCGCGGAGACCCGGGUCCCGCCUCUAAUGUAGCCGGUGCGAACACGACCCAGCGUGCGGGAAAGCCACAGGGUAAACAGCCGAUCGCGAAGCGCACUCAGUCAUUUGUAACAACCUUGGAAAACACGGCUACGUGCGAAUUGUGCAACGAAAAACACGAUCAUUUUUAUCAAUGUAAAGAGUUUAAAAAGUUAAAUCCGCGUGAACGUUACAAUACAAUUAAGAAAUAUGGUGCGUGUGUAAGGUGCCUUAGCCACAGACAUAAGAGUGGGAACUGUCGUUCAAAUCAAGUAUGCGAUAGCUGUAACGCUAAUACUCACCAUUCGUUAUUACAUUUCGUGGAAAAUAUAUCGACAUCGCUAACCACAACUGAGGUAGCUGUCCCUCCGUUGGCUGUGACACCGAGUGACGCAGUGAUAGGAGAUCGUGCAGUUUGUCAUUGCGGCGGGGCGCGCGCGCGCAACGCGCUCCCCAUGCUCUCUCUGUCUCCCACAGCAGCCGAGAUACCCGUGCACGUGGAUUCGUCCGCGAUAAUGGACUCGCCCGUUUCUGCGACCGCCUCGGCGGCGGAUACUACAAAUAACGUACAUGUGUCGUAUAAUUAUUUGCAAGCAAACAUCGCGCCCGAAUUAACGACAGCAAUGUUAGCUACCGCCCGGGUGACCGCAGUAGACAAAUACGGGAAAACACAUUCUCUGCGUUGUAUGAUUGACAACGGCUCCCAAGAUCAUUUCAUAACUACCGCUGCCUUUAAUAAGCUGUCAUUAAGUUAUUUAAAUAAAGAAUUGCCGACGACGGUCAGUGGAUUUGGAGGGGCUUCUAAUGCUACUAAGGGUAAAGCCCAACUUACGAUCCGGUCUUGCUAUAAAAAGGAUGUAACUUACGACCUAACGGCGUUAGUAGCGGACCGCAUAGCGCUCCCCGUACCUACCGCUCGAGUUGACCGUGCCGCGCUGACUUUCUUAUCUGGAGUGCCGCUCGCUGAUGGGGAGUUCCAUGUUACCGGAGACAUCGAUCUACUUAUUGGAGUCGAACUAUUUGGGACCUUGCUCAUGAGCGGCCGCGUUCACGGCCCACCCGGCUCACCUGACGUGUUGGAAUCCACACUUGGGUUUUUAGUAAUGGGGAAGACUCCCGUAGCACUACCACAGUCUAAGCCAAGAUCCGUAGCAUUAUGUGCGUUCACGGAGGCACCGAUAAAUAAAUUAGUAGAAAACUUUUUUGAGUUAGAAGAAGUACCUACCUGUACUUCCACCUUCAUGAGUGCCGAUGAACAAGCUUGUGAGGAAAAUUAUAAGAAUACUACCACUCGGGAUGAUUUGGGGCGAUAUUCGGUAGCUUUACCCUUUAAGAGCAGUCCGGAGCAACUUGGAAAUUCGCUGGUACAUGCCGAGAAACGUUUUUUAUCGCUGGAACGGAAGUUUAAUUCUACGCCUGCCUUGCGAGCCGCUUACGACGGCAUUGUACGCGAGUAUUUGGAGAAGGGUUAUUUGAACCCGGUGACAGGGGACAGCAGAGAGGAAGGUUAUGUAAUUGCCCACCAUGGAGUGGUGCGAAACGACAAAGUUUCGACCAAACUUCGUCUGGUCCUGAACGCUAGCGCGCCGACCGACAAGAACGUGUCGCUGAAUUCAAUUUUAAAUCCAGGCCCUAAUUUACAGUCGGAUUUAUUUCUAGUACUCUUAAAUUUCAGAUUAUUUCCCGUCGCCUUUUGUGCCGACGUUAGACAAAUGUACCUGCAAAUUCAGGUGCACCCCGAGUUUAGGAAAUACCAACGAAUCUUGUAUAGAUUCAACCCCGCCGACCCUUUGCAAUUAUUCGAGUUUGAGCGGGUUUGUUUCGGUUUAUCUGUGAGUCCGUAUCUGGCGUUACGACCCAUUCAACAAUUGGCGGUCGACGAGGGACCCCGGUAUCCACGCGCGGCCGAACUUAUCAAGCGAGGAGAUUACUACAUGGACGAUGUUGCAUCCAGUACACCGUCUGAAAAAAUAGCCGCCGAAACGGCGGCCCAGCUUAUAGAUAUGUUUAAGGCUGGUGGUUUUGACCUGAUGAAAUGGUCGAGUAAUUCACCAGAACUCCUCAAGGCCAUACCUAAAGAAUACCUGCGCGUUAUAGUUUACGUGUUACGAUUUGUGAAAUUACUGUCAUCUAAAGGCGCUGUUACGGUGGAAGACACGGAAGCGGCGGAGUUAGCCGCUAUCAAGGCUCUUCAGACUGUGCACUUUCCGGAAUAUUUGGAGGCCAGUCAGGCUGGCAAAGCCCCAGCCUCGAAGGCUAUUCGGAAGCUCAGGCCCAUCCUAGUAGAUGGAGUGCUACGAGUGGGAGCGAGCCACGAGGUGCUCCCAUCAGCAAAGGCCAGAUUUUCUUCGGACUACGCCUGA